AUGCCAACCUCCCAGAACCUCGAUCCACAAAGCGCACACGAUGUACUCUUUCGCCAAGCAUGUGCAUUGCAUGCUCGCUCACAGAGUCUACUUGCGGAUAUUGAUGAGAUAAUUUCCCAAGCGGACACCGUCGGAGCAACCGCGAGAUCUACGCUCGCAGGAGGACUACACAAACUCAGGUCAGUUACCAGAGCUGAGAACAAAUUCCUUGAAAAGCUAGUCUCCACCCCAACUUCCAUUCGACCUGCACACACAUCCUGUUCCAACAUCCCUUACCUCAGUGCCGUCUUUCGCCUUGUUCGAACUGAACCAGGUGUGACCCACGUCUUUCAUACCUUUAAUUAUGCGCACGAACCAGGUGGGCCCCGCCGGGAGUCGAUAAGAGUAGAUAUAGUGGCACAGAAAGGACAACAAUGGAUCAAAGUAAAAGCGUCCGCGUUAAAAGGAUUCCAGAAUGACCUUUGCGACGAGGAGGAAGAAGAAAGUGAAGAAGAGGAAAACUCUACGCCAAGCUCGAAUGAUGAUUCGAACAAGACACUUCAGGCGAAUGGAAGGACCGUACUUGAUGGAUUUUCUCCUCCGACUUUACCUAUUUAUCAACAAGCAAAAAGACUGCUAAUGGCAGCGGAGCAGAACUCUCUCCAUUAUCAGACGCCGACAGUGGUCAUGAAGUUUGUAGGAAAGGAGGAGGUGGACAUGCGUGUACAGGAUACUCUGCGCUCAAUGGGCAUUCUGGUGGAGAUACAUGGAGAUAAUGCAAACAUCGACCCAAAAGAGCUUGGAAAGACCUACAACGAUUCGCAGAUCCGCAAUGGGCCACCGGAUCCUUCGUCCACAAAUAGGGGACCUCCCUCAUUUAACAACGAAGCCUCCGUCAGUAGAUUACAAACAGAUGCCACUCUUCAUCCAGGAAUCGCUGACACAUUGAAUCUCGAUGUGACAACCCUCAUCGCUCUCGUCACUGACAUAACACAUCGAUUGGACACCAUCCCUGUGGCUGCAUUCGAUAUCCCGUCGCUCCAGCUCCAGGCUUCUCAAGAGACUCGACGACCCCUCUUACCCACUCUGCGCGAUAUGUUCCACACACGCUACCUUGUAACGACCUCCACUGCACUCCGCAAAUUUGUCGACAUUCUCAAGGUUCUAGGUGGCCCAACGGAGCAGCUUCGAGCGAAGAAUCUAAUAAUACCUGGAGAAUUAGCAACGGACGUCAUGGCGGAGUUGGAGGAUUAUGGAUCAAAUACGGCAGCAGAAGACGACGCAUCUGAUGUACGCGUUCACGUCAUCGAAGACAGUGCCUCAGAGAGAUUUGUUCAUCUUGUUGGUGCUCGCGGAACUACUGGGAAAAUUCAGAAGCAUCAUGUAGCGGUUUUUGGAACUGGUGAUCGCUUGAGGGCAACCACCGUCACAGCGAAUGCGUGGGUAGAACGGACGCUAUUGGACGCGGGUCUUGGAGAACUAAGUCUAUGGAUACACGAGCCACGAUCCCUCGUAGAACUUAGGGUGAAAAAGUAUAGGGAAACAGAAUGUGGUGAAGCUACGGAACCUACUGCUACAUAA
Molecule: messenger RNA, 1560 nt
Organism: Spizellomyces punctatus DAOM BR117
Lineage: Eukaryota; Fungi; Chytridiomycota; Chytridiomycetes; Spizellomycetales; Spizellomycetaceae
Exons: 2
Coding region: 1-1560 (519 amino acids)
Source: RefSeq, a predicted model, not a curated record